This is a messenger RNA of Tetrapisispora phaffii CBS 4417, 1905 nucleotides long. RefSeq lists its product as uncharacterized. Gene Ontology annotation, cellular component: cytoplasm. The record is from RefSeq and is a predicted model, not a curated record. Bases 1 to 1905 code for a protein of 634 amino acids. Gene Ontology annotation, biological process: intracellular signal transduction; protein phosphorylation. NCBI's taxonomy places the organism in Eukaryota, Fungi, Ascomycota, Saccharomycetes, Saccharomycetales, Saccharomycetaceae. The transcript has a single exon. Gene Ontology annotation, molecular function: ATP binding; protein serine/threonine kinase activity.
AUGCAUAUUGUUAGUCCCAUGAAUGCUCUUCAUCCAAAAGAUAACAAAUCCAAUGGUAUGCAUCUUCAUGGAUCAUUUAACGGAUACCGUCAAUCACACCAACAAAAUGAUCAACAGUCUCCUAAAGGAAAUGGUUUGAAUCAUGUUAUCAAUCCAAAUAUGGUUUUUGGUACUUUAUCAGAUGGUGCAAGAAUAGGCAAUUAUCAAAUUAUAAAAACUUUGGGUGAAGGUUCAUUUGGUAAAGUGAAAUUAGCUUAUCAUGUAACUACAAAUCAAAAAGUUGCUUUGAAAAUCAUAAAUAAAAAAGUUUUAGCAAAGAGUGAUAUGCAGGGAAGAGUAGAAAGAGAAAUUUCAUUCUUAAGACUAUUAAGACAUCCACACAUCAUUAAACUUUAUGAUGUUAUCAAAUCAAAGGAUGAAAUAAUUAUGGUCAUUGAGUAUGCAAAUAAUGAAUUGUUCGAAUAUAUUGUCCAGAGAGAUAAAAUGACAGAAAAUGAAGCAAGGAAGUUUUUCCAACAAAUAAUAAGUGCUGUUGAAUAUUGUCAUAGGCAUAAAAUUGUUCACAGAGAUUUGAAACCAGAAAAUUUAUUAUUAGAUGAGAAUUUGAAUGUGAAAAUUGCAGAUUUUGGUUUAUCAAAUAUCAUGACGGAUGGUAAUUUUUUAAAGACAUCGUGUGGUUCACCAAAUUAUGCAGCUCCAGAGGUUAUUAGUGGUAAACUUUACGCAGGUCCUGAAGUUGAUGUUUGGUCCUGUGGUGUCAUCCUAUAUGUAAUGUUAUGUCGCCGUUUACCAUUCGAUGAUGAUUCAAUCCCUGCAUUAUUCAAAAAUAUUAGUAAUGGUAUCUAUACAUUACCAAAAUUUUUAAGUGAAGGAGCUGCCAACCUAAUUAAAAAAAUGUUGAUUGUGAACCCUUUGAAUAGAAUAAGUAUGACCGAGAUCAUACAUGAUGAAUGGUUUAAAGUCGAUUUCCCGGAAUAUUUGCUUGAAUCUCAGGCUAAUUCCACAAGUGAAGAAUUAAUGAAAAAAGCGAAUAAAGAUAAUCAAAUUGAUGACAGAUUGGUCGAUGCUUUAUCCAAAAUUAUGGGUUAUGACAAGAAUGAAAUAUACAAUUGUUUAAGAACUGAAAUAGCAGAAGAUAGUAAUUCACCUAAUAGUUCCAUGGUAAGUGAGAUAAAAAAUGCUUAUACUUUACUUAAGGAAAAUGAACAAAUAAUGGAAAGUCAUGCUGACAACAGUAACUUUGAUACGAUUUUAUCUCAAACAUUGCCAUCAUUUCAACAAAGAACUCUUAAUAAAGGAAACAGUACAACUCCAGAUGAAGAAAGGACCCCAAUGUUUUUAACACAACACAUGAAUGAAGGAAAUUCUGGUGUAGCAAUUUUACCUACUUCUCUUCCUCAGUUACAUAGAGCUAAUAUGCUGAGUUCAGGUUUAUUGCAGAAUUCCAAUAUUCAUCCUUUGGUUAGCAAGAAAUCAAAGACUAAGUGGCAUUUUGGUAUAAGAUCUAGAUCAUAUCCUCUAGAUGUGAUGGGUGAAAUAUAUAUAGCUUUGAAAAAUUUAGGAGCUGAAUGGGCAAAACCUUCAGAAGAAGAUUUAUGGACCAUACGAGUUAGAUGGAAAUAUAGUGGUUCAAAUCAGAUCGCUAACAAUGAAGCAAAUAAUUCUCAAAAUCAAAAUAAUGAAAAAAUUCCUGAUUUAUUGAAAAUAGUUAUACAAUUAUUCCAAAUCGAAACAAAUAACUACUUAGUUGAUUUUAAAUUUGACGGCUGGGAAGAUAGUUCUGGUGCUCCAGUUACACCAUCUGAUAUAACUUCAGAUGAGAUUUCUGCAUUUUCUGCCUAUCCUUUCUUGCACUUAACAACGAGAUUAAUUAUGGAAUUGGCUGUUAACAGUCAAAAUGUAUAA